UUCAACUCGAAAUGAAUCACUCACGCGUGCUGAGGGCCACAAAUAUUGUGCUGCUGGUGUCGGGCUAUCAGAUUUAUUGGCUGGACUCGAAGACCCAGCGUUUCCGAUUAUCCCUGCCUGGCAUUGUCCAUAUCUUGGUGCUGGCAGGCAUUUAUGCGGCCUGCAUUGCCCAGCACUUUGAUGCCACUUCAUCGAUGUUAACGAUUCUGCAGAAUGUAUCCAAAUUUCUGCAUGGACUGACCAGACUGCAGUUGCUGCUGGGUGUCAAGGUGUUUGUCUAUGCGGUAUACUCAUCCGUCAGAGCUGUGGGUGUCAUCAACCCACUGUUGGAGUCGCUGGCUGGAAAGGCGGCGAGUGGAUUUCGCAAAGAAGAGGCCAUGGCCUAUGCUCUGUUGGUAUCCACUUUUGGAGUGCUCCUCUGCUUUGGCUUCUACAUUGCCUACGAAAUGAAAUUCGAGUUGCCGCCACUUCAGGAUGCCAUGAUUGGAACGGCCCUCUUUAUGCCACAUCUCUGUCUGGCCGGAUCCCUAAGAUUGUACAACAUUUUGGCCUGGCUAACGCGUGACAAGUUGAAGGAGAUCCAAGCGAAUGUGGAGGAAGCACUUGCUGUUAAUGGCAAGAAAGAUGAGCUGGAAAUGGCCUGCACAUCCUUGACGGUGUCCGUCAGUAAUUCCAGUUCGGACAACCUCGAGAGUCUGCGGCAACAAUUGCAGCUCCUUGGCAGCCGAUUCGGUGACUUCUUCAAGGCCAUGCAGCACUCUCUGUUGUUUCUGGUCACCAUGAAUGGCAAUUGUCUGCUGUUUGGUAUCUAUUCGUACAUUUACUAUAGAAAUACCUGGCAUGUGCUCUUUGAGGAUCGCAAACGUAGGAUUUUCUAUGCGGCAAAUGCUUCCAUUUAUGCCUGCAUUGCUUGUGAUUACUUGUGUUUACUUUUGGUACAGUUCUUAAUGGAAAAAGAGCGCCUUGGAAUGCUUAAAAGUCUUGAAUCCUUUUUAAUUCAACGAAAUUCUCUGUCCAAACGCAUUCGCUCUCUAGCUAAGGAUAUUAAGGGUACUCUCGCAAACACUUUCCAGCACAAAUUUCUCUGCCUGUGGCGCUUUGAUGUUCUGCAUUUCGUUUUGCUGCUCUUCUUUCAAGGUCUUAUAUUUGCGCUCAUUGUGAUGUAUCAUUUUUUGAGUGAUGAAAUAUUACAGUUGCGCGAACAAUUAGAUUCCUCUGAUGAAUAAAUAAUUUAGCUGAAAUUUCAAGCUUAGGUUAAGUCAGUGAUUUGUGCUACGUAAUUAGAUAUAUCCACUGCACAGUGCCGACUGUCUAUCGUUCUUUGGGCCAACAACUCCAUAUUAAUUAUCUUCAUAUGCAACACUUAAUCUAUAAAUUUAUCCGCUUGCCUGAACCAAACUGUCUGGGGCAACAAAUCACGAUUAAGAUGCCAAUAAAAUGGGGCUCCGGGAUGGCCAAUCAAAGUAAAAUGUUUGCGGCCUUCGUUAGAGAUGAGGCAACUUAAUAGAAAUCACCAUAAAACUAAGCAAAAUAUUGAUAAUAAUGGAAAUAUAUAUGUUUCAAUCAAUAAAUGAAUUAAAAAUAUAAAUAAUAA
Molecule: messenger RNA, 1594 nt
Organism: Drosophila obscura
Lineage: Eukaryota; Metazoa; Arthropoda; Insecta; Diptera; Drosophilidae
Gene: Grl40a
Exons: 3
Coding region: 12-1226 (404 amino acids)
Source: RefSeq, a predicted model, not a curated record